GAGAUUGACAUUGAAGUUUAACUGUCUAGCUUCAUAAGUGAGAAAGUGAAGGCAAUUUUAUCAGUUAUUAAUGGAACUUUUGGUUCAAUUAGUGAUGUGUUGUGAUGCUUCGCAUUUAACAAGUUCAACCUUUUAUCAGUCCUUGAUCCUUCUCUGGCAGUGAUAACAUAAUCUAAUGGUAAUAUUUUACGAAGAAUAUUGCACGUUUUCAAUUUUCAAUAUUGUUGAAAAUUAUAAUUGCGAACAAAGAAAAAAUGUACACAAUUCAGCAUGUUAGACGUCCAGAGAAACCCGAAAAAGAGUGCAUUCACUCUGGACACUUUAUGGUAUCUACAUUCGAGGCUGAAGAACAAGAUGAUGAGGACAAUGUGGCUAUUCCUCUUCCAGAAAAUAAUAGUGAUAUUAUACCACUGCCACUUGUUUCAGUACAACCAAAAAAUAAAAAUUUAUCCAAAGUUCCACAGAAAACACAACAGCAGCUAUCAAUUGAUACUAGUUUAGCAAAACUCUUUCAAGCUAUGAAUAUCGCCUAUAGACAAAAACUAACCUCACCGAAAUGGAAUAGAUUUAGAGGCAUUAGAUUACGAUGGAAGGACAAGAUACGUUUAAAUAAUGUGAUAUGGAGAUGCUGGCAUCUGCAGUUUAUAAAGAAGGAACGCACAUUAGUAUGCCAGUUUGCGUCGCCUUUAGAUGUAGAUACGCACAAUAAACCUGAGGCUGUGGUUUUAGAAGGUAAAUAUUGGAAACGAAAAUUAGCGGCGGUAACAGCUGAAUAUAAAAGAUGGAGGAUGUUUUACAGAAACAACAUCUUAGGACACGUUACCAAAGAAGCGGCAGAUUCAUUGUUAGAUUUGGAUAUACCGGAAUGGGAUACUUGUACGGAGAAUAUGAUGAUGGUGGAUGAGGAUUAUAUGGGUCUAAUGAGUGACACGUUGUUUUCUACUAUUGUUAACCAACCGUUCGCUUUUCCGGAUCCAAGGGAAAUUGCUAAGGCUGGUAUUGCGGAUUUCAUCCAACCAAGUUUGAAUCCGCUACAACCAAAUUUGGAAGAUUACAUGGAUUUGGACCCUUUCCAAGAAUUGAUUGGAAAUAAACUGGCAACGGUGCUAGAAGAAACGCCUACAUCACAACAUCCCACCGGUUGGGGUUAUUUGGAACACAACAUCAACAGUCCAGAACCUCCAGUCGAGGUACCUCCCAUGCAAGUGAACCAAUACCAGCUCUCCCCCGGUCAGCAAGUACCUUCGAUAGAGAAACCAAAGUCGCCUCAGCAUCAAAAUAUCGUACCUGACAGAUACAAUGAAAUGGUGUUACAGCAACAACAGCAACUUUUCUCAGAAACGCAGUCGUCUUAUCAGUCUGUGAUAUCGAAAAAUAAUACACAAAAAAAUACCAAGACACCUGGAACUCCCAGGAGUACUUUGGUAUAUAGCAAAUCCAUGGAUAACAUUUAUCCGGCUUACAAUCAAGUGCAGCAACAGAGUACCCAGGGGCAGGUUGUGGAAAGGAUUUCGAGUAAGGUAAGCGACACAUCACAAGUUCAACCCCAACAAAUACCUGAAUAUUUAGCCUACAAAUUGGUCACCUUACCACAACAACAAGGCUACAAAUUUUCAAUAGUACCAUCACCGAAUAUCAAAUUCACCAGCCCGCAAGUACAACAACCGAUAAUCCAGAGAUACUCGUGUCUAACUCAAUACAACAGCCUCCCCCGGUCGAAUACAAACGAAGAAGAACAAAUAAGGAGAAGACGCGGGGGUACGAAGGGGGCUCGAGGUAGAUCGAGAUCGAAUACGAGGGAACCAGUCAAAAGACCGCCGUUGGUAUCGACAGCUAGCGACCCAUCUCUGCUAACCCCCCAAAAUAGCGUCAUAUUAACCCAAUUGUUGACCAACAAUUCGGAACCUGUCAGUAGUGUAUAUAACCGUAGCAUAAGUCAGGGUAACGUGGAAAUGCUUCCGAAACAAAGCCACAUAAGGAUAAAAGAAGAAUCGAAACCGGUGCCGAUGUUGCCCCAAUCGACUCUAAUAAUACCCAACAUGUCGACUGCCCAAUCGACAUCAGACAACAUGCUGUUGAAUUCUUAUAGUAGUUCGAAUAGCCCGGUAAUGGAUCCGCUUUCGCAAAAUAUUCAUUCGCCGACUUCGUCGCAGGGUUCCGUAGGAUCUCCAGGAGGUGACGGUGCCAAUCAGCGCGACAGGAGGUCCGUGCACAUACACGCCGAACAAAAGAGACGCUACAACAUUAAGAACGGUUUCGAUAUGAUCCAUUCGCUCAUACCUCAUCUCAAUCAAAAUCCGAACGCUAAGUUAAGUAAGGCAGCUAUGUUACAAAAAGGUGCUGAAUAUAUCAAACAGCUGAGGGAGGAGAGAAAUCAACUGAAAACCGAAAUGGAAUCUCUUCGGCAACAAAUUGAAAGCCUCAACGCAGCUAUCAGUAAUUGUCAGUCAAUGUUACCCGCCACCGGUGCUCCUGUUUCUCAAAGGAGGGAUAGCAGGAUGCAGGAAAUGUUUGAUGAGUACGUUAGAGUACGUACGAUGGAAAAUUGGAAAUUUUGGGUUUUUAGCCUGAUUUUUAAAUCGUUAUUGAAUUCUUUCAAUAGCUUAGUAUCGAGUUCUAGUCUAGACGAUUUGUAUCGUUCCACGAUGUUGUGGGUUGAACAACAUUGUACCCUUAGUGAUCUCAGACCAGUGGUUUUGAAUUCGCUGACCUACUUGUGUAGAAAGACGGACAUACUGUCUGAACCGGAAAAGUUACCCGAAGAAGCACUACGGAUAGUAACGGAAAGUAAAAGCCAAAACAAUAAUUAGUUUUUAAAAUUUUCGAAGAAGUUACUUAACAAAGGAUACCUUGUGCUCAUGAAAAAUGUCGUUUGUUGCUUAGGAGUUUUAUUUGGUCCGGAAAGAAGAAGAAAUAUACCCCGAAUUGAGUACGUCUGUUUUCCCUGUAUGUUAAUUUCGUUUUUAGUGAAAUUCAACUCCAACUUGUUUUUAUUUUUGAGAAAACUUUGAAAAUAUUCCAGAUAUUUUUUUUAAGAUAAUAAAACUUUUAAGCGAAAGCUCAUUUUUGACUAUUAAGACUUGUUUUUUUUGUACUUUUGUAAUAAUCAUACCUUGGUGCGAAUUUUCAGGGAAACUUUUGCCGGAACAAUUUUUUUUUCCUUCGCACAUUUAUCACAAUUUAAUCGUAAAAAAUUUUCCUGGAAAUUUCUAUUUUGUUUAUAAAAAAAAUUUUCGAAAAUAAUUAAAAAUAUUAUCAAUUUCAUCUCAGUUUUAGUACAAUUUAACCUUAAGUUCGAUGUGUGUAAAUAUAAUUGUACAGGUUGAUUUGCUAUACCGAAUGUCCCAAUAAAUCUUUCAAUUUCAUAAAAUUCACUAUCUCUUAAUAUUUAGAAACGAACAAAUUAAGAUUUUAAUACUUACGUUAUGGAAUUUAAAAAUAUAUUUGAGACUUUUGGUGUGUGUUUUCACUUCACUUUAUACAAAAGAACAGAUAGAGUGCAAUAAAAUUCAUCCUACAUAACAUUCCGAUACAAUAACUUUCUAUCUAACCUUCAAUUGAAACCCUAACGUCUAUUGUACCACACCACCAUAUAAACUGUCCAGACAGUUUUAAAAUUCUAAUUAACUCCAUCAUCUAUGGCUGACGGCUCUUUUAGCAUUUUCGCUAGAGCUAAAUGAACCAAAGUUUCACCAUCUCCCCCUAAAAAUACAUACUCCUCAGUUUCUGCUAGACCGAAGGAAGCCGGUGAGUAGGUGCAGAUGAUUUUUGAUGGGGUCCAGAUACUUUUUGGAUCCAGAGGUGUCAAAGGGACUUUUUGGAGGAGUCCAGCUUGGAUUAGAUUGUGAUAAAUUUCUUCAAACAUAACCGAAACGUGGACACUUCUCUAUUAUAAUGCCUCCAACUCGAAUUUCCUUUUCCUCGCAAUUAAAAGCCAUCUUUGAGCAUUCUGUUGAUCUGUUAAUCAAUUUUUUUCUCAUAUUUUUUCUUUCUGAACCUGAAACCUUAACGUCUAUUGUACACCUCCUAUUAGAGCAGUACCUCCACCGUCUACAACUGUCCAUACGGUUUCAAAAUUCUAAUCAACUCCAGUAUCCGUAGCUGAAAACUUCUUGUAGCAUUUUUUUUGCAAUUCUAAAGAAUUCUAGAACUGGAUAUCUCAGAUUUUCCCCAUGUUCCCCACAAAAACUAAAUUCCUCAGUUUCUGCUAGACUUAUGGAAGGUAAUGAGUAGGUCUAAAUGCGGAGGAACUUUUUGGAGGGAUCCAGCUUGGACUAGAGUAUGAUAAACUUCUUCCUACAUAAUUAAAACGUGUCCAUUUCCAUAUUGCAAACGGUUCAACUUGAAUUUCAUAUCCCUCCAACCAAAAUUCAUCGCUGAUCAUUUUAUUGAUAUAUUUAUCAAUUUCUUUUUCAUAUUUUUUCAUUCUGAAAUUUCUUUUUGGGGCUUUUCCCUUUCCCUACCUUCCAAAAUUUGAACAAACUAAGUAUUUGUGUUGUUGACAGUUCCUUGUAGACCUUUUUUUAACUCCGAGGCAGAGUUUCACCAUCUUCCCCACAAGAUCUACACUCCUUAGUUUCUGUUAGACCUACAGGAUAGCUUUUUGGAUCUAGUGGUAUUAAAGGAACUUUUUAAGAGGGAUACAGCUAGAAUCAAAGCGUACAAUUUCCUUAUUAUGAUGAUUUCAACUUGAAUUUCCAACCAAAACAUUUUGUAGAUCUUUUGAUCAAUUUAUUUUAGCAUCUAACCGAGCACCACUUUUAAUUUAAUUGUUUUUGCUAAGUACGGUAUCAAAAACACUUUUUAAAGUAAUCCGGUACCACUAGAAUGCUUCUCUUCCAGUUUUCUCCUUAAAGAAAGAUUCGUAGUCAGUAGAAACCUUUGUGGUCCUUUUCCAUGUACCAUUUGGGUAAGUUUUAAAAUGUAUGAUCUUCCGAGGAGUUUUUAUUUUGGUAUCAUUACAAAUCCUGCAUUAAUUUAAACGUAUAUAUUGAGCAGUAUUCUAACUUGAGGUUAUCUUCCUACUACAAAGGAAACAAUUUUAGUAUACCAAUUGAGGCUUUAUCUUGAUCCCAAGUCAUCGUUUUAUUUUUAUCGGAUGUUUUAAAGGAAUGAAUUUAUUAUAAAGAAAACUAGUUCUUUUGUUUUUUUUGUGUUAUCAUCCUGUACGAAAUAUUUCCUUGUUAGUGCCUUAAUAAAAAUAAAACGUGAUAAUUUUUAUGUUUACAUAUUUGUCAUUUAUAAAAGGGUACUUACAUUAUAGUUUUUAUUAUAAAAUGAAUGUUAUAUAUAUAUAUAUUUGAAUGUUCUAUUUACAUUUUAUUUUAAAUAAACUUUGUUUUUUUUUAUUUUUUAAAUGAUCUUACUUUAUUGUAUUUCUAAGUCUAUUAAACAGUUUGUGUUUUC
Diorhabda carinulata is the source of this 5406-nucleotide messenger RNA. Its product is annotated as MLX-interacting protein. Gene Ontology annotation, cellular component: nucleus. The transcript has 16 exons. The coding region runs from base 255 to 2810 and encodes 851 amino acids. The record is from RefSeq and is a predicted model, not a curated record. Lineage: Eukaryota; Metazoa; Arthropoda; Insecta; Coleoptera; Chrysomelidae. Gene Ontology annotation, molecular function: RNA polymerase II cis-regulatory region sequence-specific DNA binding; DNA-binding transcription factor activity, RNA polymerase II-specific; protein dimerization activity. Gene Ontology annotation, biological process: regulation of transcription by RNA polymerase II.